UAGCUGGGAGGAGAAGCGCUUAAGCAUGAGGAACUCUUUUCUAGCCGUAGUGGUUUACUAUUUGAAGUGCCUACCCUUCACGAACCCACGUUCGAAACCUUGCGUGCGCGAUGAAGAGGCAAGCAAAGUUGGGGAGGAGAAUGAGAGGAAGCCGCAAGGAUGGAAAUCCAUGCCCUACGUCAUAGGGAACGAGACGGCCUGCAAGAUAGCAACUUACGGGCUGACGGCGAAUCUGCAGUUGUAUCUGACGGAGCGCUUCAACAUGGGGACAGUGCAGGCAACAAACGUCAGCAACAUCUUCUCAGGCACCACCAACUUCGCACCGCUUGUUGGGGCUUUCAUCUCGGAUGCUUACUGGGGUAGAUUCACUACCCUAGUUUAUGGCUGCUUCGCGAGCCUCCUGGUGCGUAUAUUUUAA
Messenger RNA from Ananas comosus (pineapple), 418 nucleotides. RefSeq names its product putative protein NRT1/ PTR FAMILY 2.14. The transcript is spliced from 2 exons. Lineage: Eukaryota; Viridiplantae; Streptophyta; Magnoliopsida; Poales; Bromeliaceae. Gene Ontology annotation, cellular component: plasma membrane. The record is from RefSeq and is a predicted model, not a curated record. The coding region runs from base 26 to 418 and encodes 130 amino acids.